CACAAGAACACAUACGCUCAUCUCCAAAGGAAACGACAAAGCCCGGGAUAUCGAGCGGUGCUCUCGGGAAAAAAGGAAAACUGAGGCUCUCGGAAAUUGACCCCCGGCUAACAGAUGCUUUCGGGACUUCGCUGAGAACGGACUGGGAUGCGGAAAUGUGGCGCUUUGUUGGAGAUAGCACUGCUUUUGAAUAGCUUCCAUCUCUUCCUCUUUUGAUGGUGUGCAGAUCCACCCUUCUACUGAGUGCUGAACUAAUAGGCAAUGCUUUUCAGCUCCGAGAUCCGCCGUGUCUUACUGCUUUCCCGUUAGUUCUCAUGUGUUUACUGUCUGCACGUCUCCCCCUGUGCAACACAUGCAAUUUACAGAGUAUAUUUUUUAUUACAGACUAUUUUUGGUGGCACCCUUUAAUACUAAGAAGACUGUCGUCUUUUACGAAGUCUAAAAAGAAUAUUUUAGCACGUGAAUGAAAACGCCGAAGACUUGGAUAUUACAUUUUUUUUAUAUGGUUCUGUUGGUAGCCCUGUCCUAGAAAACGGAUCCAAUUGUGUUAUUAUGCAACCGCAAGGAUCUCUUCUUUAUCAGGGUGUCUAAGCUGUUGGAUUGCUCCUCGCCCAAAUCAAUGUGGUUUCAUUGGAACAUUUUCAGCAAAGCAACGCAUAUGCUGCAGUGUCUUUGUGGCAAGAGUCUUAAGAAAAACAAGAAUCCAAGUGAUCCCCAGCUCAAGGGUAUAGUGACCAGGUUAUAUUGCAGGCAGGGAUACUACUUGCAGAUGAACCCAGAUGGAUCUCUUGAUGGAACCAAGGAUGACAGCAGUAAUUCUUCAUUGUUCAACCUCAUCCCUGUGGGCCUCAGAGUCGUUGCUAUUCAGUCCGUGAAGACAGGCUUGUACAUUGCCAUGAAUGGAGAAGGCCAUCUCUACACAUCGGAACUCUUUACGGCGGAAUGCAAGUUCAAAGAGUCGGUGUUUGAGAACUACUACGUGAUCUACUCGUCCAUGUUGUACAGGCAGCAGGAGUCCGGGAGAGCUUGGUUUCUGGGUCUCAAUAAAGAGGGCCAGGCCAUGAAGGGCAACCGUGUGAAGAAAACCAAGCCUGCUGCCCAUUUUCUUCCCAAGCCAUUAGAAGUUGCGAUGUACCGAGAGCCGUCGUUGCACGAUGUCGGGGAGACGGCGCCCAAGGCUGCCGCGCCCCCGAGCAAAAGCACAAACGAGCCGGCUGUGAUGAACGGGGGCAGGCCGGUCAACAAGGCCGCCAGCAAGCCCAGCACAUAGCCUGGCCACGGAGCCGCUGCGCUGACCCCGUCCCCUCCCCCGGAGAGAGACACCACGCUCGCGGACUGCACUCUCCGCCCAACGGCUGCGGAUCCGGUCCGGACGAGCCCUUCUCCUCUCUUCCCCUUCUACCCUCUCCAGCCAGCUGGCAGACGGAUCACGGAAGUACGGCCGGGUUUAGUGACCGGGAGGAGUCGGUUGGACGCGCCGGCUCAGCCCGCACCGUUGAAUGCCCUACCGGAUAUGGAAUGCCUUUACCCACACACCAACACCACCCACACACCAACACCACCCACACACCAACACCACCACCACCCACACCAUAAUGCCGAUGUGUUUUUGUGACCGUGACAAUCCCAGAGUGAAGAGUGAGAUGGUGGGAGAGGGUACUCUGAGUGGCAGUGUCUUCUGCUGCUGAUGGUCACCCGUGACAGUGCUUUUUUGAGCCCUGUAACAGCAACCUCUAAUUCAGAUCUAUUUUCUAUACACAGUGAACACCAGCUAUGCUCUGGGGAAACAUGCUACAGACUGAAAUGGCAAGAAAUAGGACUGUCAUUCUCAAAAUUUUUUAUAGAGUUCCUGUGUCUUCUGCUCCGUCUUGCUCUCUCUCUCGUGCUUUCUUUCUCAAUGGCUCAAAUCAUCACUCCUUAUCUUUGUUGAGUGCUACAAACCUUUGCAGCGGCUAGAUUUGAUUUUCUAAUACACAGCCGUUCGUGAGCGCACCAUCCACGCAGUCCCUCCAGCGCACACGCACGCGCGCACGCAAGCACGUUACUUGUGGAGAACUGAGAUGCCAGUAGUGGCCUGUCGUGCAGGGAAUCAUACAGAGGGAUUAAUGGGCCAACUUUGUCACUGUAGAGCCUUGGGAAGGCAGAGAUGGCUGUCUCAGGCUCGGUGCCUGUGUUUCUCUCUUAUUUUAGCAUACAGAACGAGGCAUGCCGAAGGCUGGCGAAGCUCUUAGGCGCUUUAAGCCAGCCAACAUGCACCGCGUAUUUGCUUUGCCCUCCCGCACUUGGUGCACGGUGGCGCCUGAUCCAUAUACCCGUACAUAUCGCCAUGGCAUUAUCACCGGGGUGGCAACGGGCCGCCUCAAGCCCCAACAGAGAGGAAGCCAAAUUCUAUUUUUCUUUACUCUUAGUUUAGAGCACAGGCUCUAGGAACAUCUAUAGGCCUUGUAGGCCUCAGGUUGUGGCUGGUCCGUGGUGCCCUGUCUCCUCUGAACUGUCGGCUAAUUCUGGUGGGUCCUCUAGGGGCAGCAGUAGUGACAGCCAUUUCGAGAUGGGUCUCCUUGGCGGCAGCACGAGAAAGUGGCUGAAUUUAAGUUGGCGCAUUUGCUGUUGGCCGUAUCCCGUCUUUGUUCAGCGAAAGCAUGGGUAAGGUUAGUAUUGAGACGGAUUAUAUAACAAUGUUUUCACUGUAUAAAAAAUUAAAAGCUUUAAAAAUAGAUUUUUAUGAAUAGAUAUUACAAUUAAAUAUUGAGGGGUUUUUUUUUGUUUUGUUUUUUUGUCUAGCUCAGCAUGCAGAGUCCGGUACUGCUCCUAUUGGCCUAUUGUGUGCCUGUGAUGACCUCUAACCCAGCAUGCAAAAACAUGUACCCAGUCUGUGCUGGGUUAAAGGUGCCUCAUGCCCCCAAGAGAACACACAUACGCGCGCACAUGCACACGCACAUGCACGUACACAUUCAUGCACGCACACACACAUACAGAGUAGCUUUCUCAAUCAAUACACACUCCUCCCAGUUCACGUUCACGUCCACAAAGGUUGAUCCUGAAUUUUACCAAAGUUUCUUUAUAUGUCCAAGAAUCCAGACCCACUAUUUGCAGUGAUGUGUAGUGGGUGGCACUAAAACCUAGCCCACUCUGUUCAAUUUCCAGUUUUUGCUCACUGUGACUAAUAUUCAUCCUUAUAGCAGAACAACCAACUCUCUUUGGUUUUUUUUUUUUUUUAAAGUAAAUCCUCAAUGGCUAUGACUGAAGACUUUACUGAAGUAUGUUUGCUUUACAAAAGACUAGGGGUACCUAUAAAUUAAUCACCUGCAUGCUUUUCCAUAUGAACCAAAGUAUGGGAGGGAUGGAAUGGAUUAUUAGCCUGUGUAGGACAGCACUGAGUGGGCAUGAUAUUGUAAGGUUCUCGCAUACUUUCUCUCAAUUGAAAUGAUAGAACUUUUGGUUCAUCAUCUACUUGUGACCUUUAGAAAACUAUCAAUGAUUAUUUAAAUCUGUCACCAGAUUUGAUAUGAAGCCUGCCUUGCUUUAACAGUUUUCAUAGUUUUACUGAAUAAGAUUUACAAUGUUAUUAAGUAGAUUGAAGCUGGGCUGCUAAAUUGCAAAUAUAUUCAAAGCUUCAUUGGAAGAUCUAUAUUUUCUAAAAUUUAUUGGUAUGAGCUAGUUUCUUAUUAGGACAUGUUAAAGCACAUUACUUAGACUUACAUAUUUGUCUGUACAAAACUAUGGUGAUGCUAGACAUGCAGUACUACACACAAAAAGUAGCUCAAACUGUCCGAUUCCAUUUGAGGCCUGGUGUGCCACUCCACACAACACACUCAUCACUUUCUCCUGUGAACUCUACAUGCUGGGCUAACAGGCCCUGGGAACCUGUGGACUAGUUAUAUGAAGACUGAAUUUAUUUUUGUUAAUGACUGGUGAGUAAAUGUGCAUCUGUGCGUAUGUCUGUUAUGUUUUGUUUUUCCUCUUGCAAAUGUCUGCGCGCGUGUUCAGUUCCAUGCAGGUCACG
Molecule: messenger RNA, 4003 nt
Organism: Electrophorus electricus (electric eel)
Lineage: Eukaryota; Metazoa; Chordata; Actinopteri; Gymnotiformes; Gymnotidae
Gene: fgf14
Product: fibroblast growth factor 14
Molecular function (GO): growth factor activity
Source: RefSeq, a predicted model, not a curated record